GUACUAAUAAGUAAUAUGCUUAAGCCAGUGAACCUCCUCAGAAUCACAGACAGAAUCGAUUAUAUUUAAACUAUCAACAAUUGGCAAAUAUCAAUCACCCUCUGAAUGUGAAUCACAAAUACAACAACUACUUCCAAAUCAUACCAGAUACCACUGCUAGGGAAGGGCAUUAAAAUGACCAAUCAAUACACGAGUCGUCUGAGCAGAGAGGAGUGGCUGGAGAAGAGGAAGGAAUUUUGGGAAUCGAGGGUUGAGGGAGAGAGAGUUUAUUGGCAAUCAAUCUAAAAAGCAAUUGAAGAACAGGAUGAAGCCAAUGCAUAAGCAAUUCUCAAUGCAUGUGAUCUCAAAUUGGUUAAUAAUUCCAUUCAGCUACUUUACGACGCCUCCAUGCAUAAAUAUGAUGUCCCAGUCUUUAUGAUCAAUGAACCUCAAUCUUUCCCCUCCACCAAGUUUUGUGAUGCUGGGUUGAUUCAGGAUUUUCAAGAAACGGAAUUAAAAAUCAAAGUGAGAUCUAACAAACUGCCUUAGGAUUUCGAGAUUGUUACUCACACCAACCAAAGCAUUGCUGACUUAAAGACAAAGGUUCAGGAGUCAUCUCCAGGAAUUGAUUAGUGCAGGCUCUUCUUCAAAGGCAGAGAGAUGAAGAAUCAUCAUCUCAUUGGAAAUUAUUAAUUAAAAGACGGAGAAAUGGUCCAGGCCUUUAUGUGA
Paramecium tetraurelia is the source of this 708-nucleotide messenger RNA. RefSeq lists its product as uncharacterized. The transcript has 5 exons. Gene Ontology annotation, molecular function: protein binding. The record is from RefSeq and is a predicted model, not a curated record. NCBI's taxonomy places the organism in Eukaryota, Ciliophora, Oligohymenophorea, Peniculida, Parameciidae.